AUGGACUUUCCCAACAUGAAAGCUGCUCAGAAGUCGCCGCUAGCCAAGGCCCUGUUCCGCAUCGAUGGCGUCUCCAGCGUGUUCUUCGGGCCAGACUUCAUCACUGUGACCAAGAACAAGGACCAGCACUCGUGGGCGGAGAUGAAGCCCGAGGUGUUUGAUGCGAUCCUGGACUUCUACGCUUCCGGGCAGUCGAUCAUUACCGCAGAGGAGGAUAUGCCCCAGGACACUAAGGUGAACGAGGACGACUCUGAGAUAGUUGCGAUGAUCAAGGAGCUCCUGGACACCAGGAUACGCCCGGCGGUGCAGGACGACGGGGGAGACAUCAGCUUCAUCGGGUUUGACGAGGAGACGGGAAGAGUCACAGUGCGGCUACAGGGAGCCUGCUCGACGUGCAGCAGCUCCAAGGUCACGCUCAAGUCCGGAGUUGAGAACAUGUUGAUGCACUAUGUGCCGGAGGUGACGGAAGUGGUGGCGGUCGAGGACGAGGAGGAUCCCAACGACCCAGUCGUGAAGAAGCAGCGCGAGUUCGUUGCCGAGAUGACGGGUGAGACGUACAAGACGCCUGCGUGUUGA
Guillardia theta CCMP2712 is the source of this 576-nucleotide messenger RNA. RefSeq lists its product as hypothetical. The coding region runs from base 1 to 576 and encodes 191 amino acids. The record is from RefSeq and is a predicted model, not a curated record. Gene Ontology annotation, cellular component: mitochondrion. The transcript has 3 exons. Lineage: Eukaryota; Cryptophyceae; Pyrenomonadales; Geminigeraceae. Gene Ontology annotation, molecular function: iron-sulfur cluster binding; iron ion binding. Gene Ontology annotation, biological process: iron-sulfur cluster assembly.